Musca vetustissima is the source of this 2091-nucleotide messenger RNA. RefSeq names its product GPI mannosyltransferase 4 (gene PIG-Z). Gene Ontology annotation, biological process: GPI anchor biosynthetic process. The record is from RefSeq and is a predicted model, not a curated record. Bases 1 to 2091 code for a protein of 696 amino acids. Gene Ontology annotation, molecular function: alpha-1,2-mannosyltransferase activity. Lineage: Eukaryota; Metazoa; Arthropoda; Insecta; Diptera; Muscidae. Gene Ontology annotation, cellular component: endoplasmic reticulum membrane. The transcript is spliced from 2 exons.
AUGAAAUUAAGUACAAAUAUCAAUCAAUUAUGGAACAAAAGACGAACGAACAUAGAUGAAAACUGGUACACCUAUCUGUUCUUCGCUGUCCUACGAAUUGUUUUGGUUUUCAUUCAGACAGGCUAUGUCCACCCGGAUGAAUUUUUCCAAUCGAUUGAGGUCAUGAACGGUGACCACUUUCGUUUGGAACAUGUUCGAACAUGGGAGUUUAAUAAUACAAUGCCGGUGCGUAGCAUAACCAUACCCUUUCUGCUGCUACGAGUUCCGUGGAGUUUUCUUGAAUUUGCUGCCCUCUAUUUGAGGGAGUACUUCAGCAUAGAAAUAUUGUGCAGCUACACCUAUUUGGUAUUUCCACGCCUAGUCUACUGCGCCAUAUCAUUCGUCAAUGAUUGGGCCCUAUAUCGUGUGUGCAUGCUAUAUAGCUUACGAUUUGAAAUACGUCUGCUGGCAUUGGGUAGUAGCUGGGUAAUGUUGGUGUUUGGCACACACACCUUCUCCAACACCAUUGAAAUGGCCCUAUGCUCUGUACUCUUAUAUUUUGUGGCCGAGUGCAUGAUCACCACCAAUACCAUUGUAUAUAAAAAGGAGAUACUCGAUGAGAAAUACGACAAGGCAGCCUCGAUUGGAGAACGUGUAAAAAUAUGGAAACUGAAAAAUGCCCUACCCACCCACAACUUCAAUAAGAUAUUUGCUAUGUCAACUUUGUGUGUCAUGGGAGUAUUCAAUCGCCCGACAUUCCUUUUAUUUGGUGCACCCAUGGUCUUCUAUUGGCUGCUAAGAGGAAUGGGUACGAAGAGUGUAACAUUCACCGAUUUUCACCUGCGUAUGCUGCUGUUUUGUGUAAGUGCCAUUCCAUCAAUGCUUUUCUUUGUUCUUUGCGAUUCGUUGUAUUAUAAAUAUUUGACUUCGGGAGAAAUUAUGACCAAAACGAUUAGCAUAGAUAAUUUUGUGUUUACCCCCUGGAAUUUUGUCAAGUAUAAUUUGGAUCCCAAGAAAACAUCUGAACAUGGUUUACAUCCCAAAUACAUACACUUGCUGGUAAAUGUACCGCUGCUUUAUGGCAUUUUGGGCAUAAUUGCAAUGGUGUCCUUUGCCCAAUUAAUGAUAAGAUUUUUCAAAGCAGAAUAUCAAGGUUUGCCAAGGGCACAGAGUAUUGUGGGUUUAAUGUCGGCAUCUAUUUUUGUACCAUUAUUCUUUCUGUCGCUGAUCAAUCAUCAGGAACCUCGGUUCCUCAUUCCCUUAACAUUUCCCAUAAUAUUGUUGCAUGGUCCCAAGUUGGUUACGGGUUUCUGUGCCCACUAUCCUUUUCGUGUUGAAAAUCCUUGGUUACGAUUAUGCUAUGAUAAAUUUCUGUGUACAAAAGCCUCGGCCGUCUAUGUUAUGAAAAUAUGGUAUUUUGCCAAUAUUGCUUUAACGGUUUUCUUUGGGUUCAUGCAUCAGGCGGGUGUCUUCCCUAUGGCUCAGCAUUUCGAACAACAAAUGAAACUCAAAGCCCCCGAUCAACAUAUACAUUUGAUAACGUCCCACACAUAUAUGUUUCCAUUGUCCCUUGUAAAUAUUCCCAGUACCCAAAUGGUCCAUUUGAAUACAAAAACUGGACAAAGAUACAAAAAGCGCAAAGAUUUCUAUUUGUACGAGUAUGGAGGUUUGGAUAUGCCACAACUAAUAUCACGUAUUCGGCUUAUAAUAUCACACUGUGAAUUGAAGAAAGAAACUAAAAAGUUGAGGUAUCGCCUAUUCUUGGCCAUACCAUCGUCUCUAAGUGAUGAUCUCAAUUUGGCAUUGGUGCAAAACAAUGCCACAUAUUUGAAUUAUGAAUUGAAGCAUGUUUUCUAUCCACACGUCUCCACGGAGGCUUUACCACAAUUUCUGGGAAGACAUCCGGGUAUAGUUGAUCCACCCCACUGGUCAGAGGAUAAUUUGAAAGGUACAUGUUCAGUUGAAGUGGAACCUGAGCUAAGCUUUACUUAUGCCAGUAAGCAGCUAUCAUCGUUUGUCCAUCAAUUCGGUUUGGCAUUGUAUGAAUUUGAAUUGAAACGAAAUAUGCCCAAGAAUAGAAAGACCCUGACAAAAACCAAAUGUUAUACAUAA